UCACCUUCCCUCCUCAUAAUCCUCCUCGGUUCCCACCACCACCAGAAGACUAACAGAGAAGAAAUCAAAGAGAAAAGAGGAGUCAUUGGGAGAAUGUCCCUCAAAGAAUCCCCCGACGAGAUUACCGGCCAGAGCGCCCUUCCUAUCGCACGGAUCAAGAAAAUCAUUCAGCUUGACGACGAUAUCGUGCAAUGCUCGAGUAAUGCCACUUUCGUGAUUGCCAUGGCUACUGAACAAUUCAUCCAACACCUAACAGCACAAGCCCACAACGUCGUCAAGUCCGAGCGCAAGCCCCGCAAAGGCAUCCAAUACAAAGACCUCGCAACGGCAGUCUCCCGAAUCGACAACCUCGAGUUCCUCUCCGACGUCAUCCCCAAGACAACCACCUAUAAACAAUUCAAGGAGAAGCGUGGUCGUGAUUCAACCGCCACUGGGCCCAACAUCGAUAUUGAGAAAGGGCAGCGCACGCUAAAUGGGGCUGCUGGAGAUCGACAGUCUACACUCGAUGACGCUGCGCUGGAGGAGGAGCUGGAGGGGCGGGGACAGGAAGAGCAGGAUCAUGAGGAGAGCAGUCCGCGCGCUCCGGUCGUGAUGCAUGCUUCUGGGGCGGUUAGUACGUUGGUUGUUGAUCGGGGGGUGGAGGGGAGGCAGAAGAAGAGGCAGAGUGGGGGUGGGGAUGAGGAUGUUGAGAUGAUGGGUUGAUUUUCUUUGUUUUGGGCUUCUUGCUUUACCUAUUGUUUAUUUGGUGGGUGGAGUUGCUGGAGUUGAAAAGCG
This is a messenger RNA of Aspergillus candidus, 774 nucleotides long. RefSeq names its product histone-fold domain-containing protein. Lineage: Eukaryota; Fungi; Ascomycota; Eurotiomycetes; Eurotiales; Aspergillaceae. Gene Ontology annotation, cellular component: nucleus; CHRAC. Gene Ontology annotation, molecular function: protein heterodimerization activity. The transcript has 3 exons. The coding region runs from base 94 to 702 and encodes 202 amino acids. The record is from RefSeq and is a predicted model, not a curated record.